This is a messenger RNA of Lecanosticta acicola, 969 nucleotides long. The record is from the annotation of a GenBank genome assembly. Lineage: Eukaryota; Fungi; Ascomycota; Dothideomycetes; Mycosphaerellales; Mycosphaerellaceae.
AUGGUCGACCCCCUCCCCCGCCUCCCCCCAACAACCCGCCUCUCCCCCCGCGUGAUCCGCAUCCUCGGCGGCAACCCCUCCAAAUUCGCCCUGCAGGGCACAAACACCUAUCUCAUCGGCAGCGGGCGCGAGCGACUGCUGCUCGACACGGGGGAGGGGAAACGAAUCUGGAAAGAGGAAUUGAAGAAGGUGCUGGAGGGGGAGGGGUGUACUUUAUUACCAUCCAAGGGAAAGGGAAAGGGAAAGGGAAAGGAAGGGGGAGGGGGAGGGGUGUUGUUGACGCAUUGGCAUGCGGAUCAUGUAGGCGGGGUGCAAGACGUGAAGGAGAUUCUUCUAGAGGGUAAGAAUGAAAGUGAAAGUGGCGAAGAAGAAGAAGAAGUAAAAAUCUACAAAAACAACCCCUCCCCCGGCCAACUCGAGAUUCAAAACGGCCAGACUUUCUCCGUCCAAGGCGCGACGCUCCGCGCCCUCCACACCCCAGGCCACACGACGGACCACAUGGCCUUCUUCCUCGAAGAGGAAGCAGCCAUGUUCACGGGCGACAACGUGCUCGGGCACGGGACGGCGGUGUUUGAAGACCUAGCCACAUACUUGCGGAGUUUGGAGACGAUGGCGGCGACGGAGGGGUUCGAGGGGCGGGCGUACCCGGGGCAUGGCGAGGUGGUGGAGAAUGGGAGGGGCAGGGUGCGGGAGUAUCUUGCGCAUCGGAAGCAGAGGGAGGAGGAGAUUUUGGGGGUUUUGGGGGGGCGUGAGGCUGAGGCUGAGGGGGAGCAGGGGGGAGGGAAGUGCAGGUGGUCGAGUAUGGAGAUUGUCAAGGUGGUGUAUCAGGCGUAUCCGGAGAAUUUACAUGCGCCGGCCGAGGGUGGGGUGAGGCAGGUUUUGAAAAAGUUGGAGGGGGAUGGGAAGGUGAGGGAGGAUGGGGAGAGUGGCAAGUGGAGUCUGGUGGGAGGCAAGGCUGCGUUGUUGUGA